Tribolium castaneum (red flour beetle) is the source of this 3990-nucleotide messenger RNA. RefSeq lists its product as uncharacterized. The record is from RefSeq and is a predicted model, not a curated record. Gene Ontology annotation, molecular function: protein binding. NCBI's taxonomy places the organism in Eukaryota, Metazoa, Arthropoda, Insecta, Coleoptera, Tenebrionidae. Gene Ontology annotation, cellular component: cytoplasm. The transcript has 5 exons. Bases 216 to 2270 code for a protein of 684 amino acids.
UAUUAGGGGAAUGUCAGCAUACCGCUGUAUUGUGUAGAGUAGAAACGCAUGCGUCUGUAUUUUAUUGCGACAACAAAAAUAAUAUAAAUUGUCCAAGCCAUGUGUCUUGUGCUCUUUCUUACAAAAUGUAAUAAAUCCACAGUAAAGAAAUGUCUAAAAAAACACACUAGUGAAUAAACCACUCUGGGUCCAAGGAAUUGUAGAAGAAAUCUAGUAUGUGGAGUGCCGUAGUGCCUGCCGAUGUUGAAAGUCCAGCUCCUUCGGCACGGUCUAAACACAGUGCUACCAUAGUUGGGGAAAAUAUUUACCUCUUAGGCGGGCGAAAUGGUAAUUUACCCAUGAAAGAUUUCUGGAGAUAUAAUCUGAUAACCGGCAAAUGGCACUUACUGAAAUCCACCGGUGACAGACUUCCAGCAUUGCAAGAACACUCAACUGUUGCGUAUAGAAAUUGUCUUUACGUGUUCGGAGGCGAAGUCGGCUUUUCAGCGGGAACUGAAACUCCUCUGUGGUGCUAUGACAUCAAAACCAACAACUGGAAGAAAAUCAGAAACAAAAAAGGCGUCAUGACGCCAAAAGGCCGUCGAGGGCACACAGCUUUAGUCCAUCGCGACCAAAUGCUUCUAUAUGGAGGCUAUCAGGACCUACGAGGGUCCUGUAGUGAAUUGUGGGCUUUCCAUUUUGAAACUGAGUCUUGGCACUUAUUAUCGACCACACCAAAGAAUGCCAACAUCGAGUCGCUUCCACCCCCGCGUCAUAAACACUCGGCUGUUAUUCAUGAUGAUUCCAUGUGGGUGUAUGGCGGAAUGACUGACUUACAGGAAAGAGGAGAUUUGUGGAAGUGGGAUACGCAUUCCAAGUCUUGGACUUUUAUUAAAACUAAGAUCAAUCCGGGGCCCUUGCACAGUCAUGCCGUCUGUAAGCUUCCGUCUUCGAUGCUGCUCUUUGGAGGGGAAAGAGGUGGACACCCUACAAAUGAAUUGUGGAAAUUCAGUUUUGCAACCGAAACUUGGGAAAAAAUCAUCACAUCUGGUGCCAAGCCGCAACCGCGGUCCGAAAGCGUUGCCUUCUCCGUCUCGGAUUUCUCCGUAAACGAAUCCGCCGUCACCGAGAAAGCCGUCCGUCUCCGUUCCCGGACUUGCAUCUCCGCCGACCGCACCAAUCGCCACUCGUCCUACCUCCCCAACAACCGGAUCGCCCCCUACGAGAAAACCUACAUUUUUCGCCCUUCUCACACCAACUACACCGACGGCAGCGAUCCCACUCACACCAUCGAAGAGAAAAAGAGCUUCUUGCAAGAAAUCUCCAAAAUCUCCCAAAUUUCCAAAAUCAACAAAUGCAGCUACACCGUAUUGACCGGCUGCACGACGGACAGCACCGAGAGCCUCCUCAAACAGCACGCAAGCCCGCAUUUCGACGAAACCGAAGCAAUUCCUUCCAAAAACGCAAUGGUCAAGUCAAAAUCCGCGUACGUGAUCAAGAAGAAAGUCCAAGUGGAGAGCGAGACGAUAACGCGAGAGCCGAUUUCAGUACCAAAUUUCUCGGUUUUGACUCUGCCAACUCCAGUUCUGACACCAGUCGAAGCGGCGAAAUUGGUGUAUUUGGACACCGAUGAUGAAAAUGAGAUUCUAAACGAAAAGUGCGAGUUUGAUAAACCUGUUCUGAAUCCCCCUAAAAGAGGCGAAAGCUACAGCUCGCACCUGGGCUACGCCGACAACCCUCUCUACCAACACAUGAUGAAACUGAGCGAAAAAGAGAACAUUUCGUCCACUUCCGACUAUGCCAGCAUUGAGACAAUGAACCGACUCUCCUCAGCCAGUAAUUACAGCGUCAAGACUAACACAGCACCAGAAGAGCCCAAAAACCUGGAAAAAGACGGCCCUUUUGGUUUUUGCAACCCCAAUUAUUUGGGACCCGACAUCAAAGCGUUACUAGAUCCAAGCGAGAAGAAGCAGAUUUCCAAGCUAUUGACCCACCCUGAAAACAAGGAUUCCGAAGAGAAUCUUUUGGAGCUGCAGGAGUACAAGAAUGCGAAAGUGUAUUUUAGGGCUUCGACGCGACUUCCAUCCGAGUCCCAUCGCAGCAAAGAGGCGAAACGAAGGGCACAUAGUGCCGGAAGGGCCGACAGCCACAAGGUUGAUAAAAACGAGGCCGAUUUUGACCGGAUUAUUGAUUUUGUUCCAUUGUAUGUCUAUGUCAUUGGAGGGAAAGAGCAUGGGCAAGUUACGAUUUUUCGGAGGCCGAUCUCGAUGUGGAAAUUAAACCUGUUCUAAUUUUUUUGCAAUAGACGUGCCAAAGUUAGAGUUCCAGGAGUUAGAUUUUCUACCUUUUCUAAUAGUUUAGUUUAGAUAGAAAUAAAAUGAGAAAUUCGUCCAAUACGUUGUGAUCAAGUUUAAUAAGAAGAGUCACUAUUUUCGGACGAAAGCCUUGUAGAUUUAGUCGAAAGUGCAAUAUAUUUUCAAAUUUCGAAUCGUAUCUAGUUUGUUUGACACAACUACGGAUAACUACAGGUUAGGAAAUGAAACGGCGUACAGAUAAAACGUUCUUGUCGUCUAUAGUUCCGUUAUUGUCGCCUGAGAGCGCACUUGUUCCAUUACCGUCUAAGUUUUCAGAGCAAUGAAUUUGAAAAAAAUGGUUCGACUUGUGUAACGGUUAAGACAUAGCAAACUAAAAAGUACAAGCAGAUAGAGCAAUAAAUUCUCAAUGGUAAGACAUAAACGUAAUGCAAAAAAUUAAUCGUAGACUAUAUUUUAAAAAAUUCAAACUUUUACAAUUUGCACUGUGUGCAAUAUUCUUCAAAACGCUACGAAUAUGGUUACAGAUGCAAGAAAAAUGUUAGGAAGAAAGUUGUAGAAAAUUAUGUUUCCUACAAAAAUUUCUGCAAGACCAUAUCCCCGUCUUCAACGGUCGUUCAAAAAUGCUCAAGCGACGGAUUUGCUUUAUUGUACCGGUGGUCAAGUAUUGGAAAGUUAAUUUUUACCUAACCGUUGAAGAUAGAACAUGGUGUCGCAAACUUUUUGUAAAAAAAAAUAAUUCUCUACAACUUUGUUUUUCCAUUUUUUCUACCGAAUUCGCAGCGUUCGCAAAAAUAUAAGGGUGAACGCAAAUUGAUAAUUGUAAGCGAUAAUUCUUUACGCGUCAUCACAUAUUUUUCAAAACACUGGGAAUACGACUGAAGAUUCAAAAAAUGUAAGGAAUAAAGUUGUAGACCAAUAAAAAAGUCCGCGACACCAUACUUUUAUCUUCUUAGUUUAAUUUCAUUUAAAUUUAAUUCUACUAAUCCACAAAUUUAUUCAUAACGUUUUUCUUGUAUUUUUAACCAUAUUCGCAGCAUUUUGAAAAAUACGGGACAUAGGGCAAAUUUUAAAUUUUAAAUAAUUUUUUUGUCAUGUUUCUUACGAAAAUUAAACAGUAAGUUAAGAGUACAAAGCUCAACAUUUCUGCAUUUUUUUCUAAGUAAUUAGUGAAGUGGUUGGAUUUAAAUUAAUUUAAAACGAUUUGGCGCCGAAACGGUAUAACGCUCGAAGCGCUCUCAUUUUUACAUUGCCGUACUAUUUUUUUGGGUUCAGAAAAUCCUGCGUUUUUGUAUUUCGAUUCAUCUCCUAAAUUAUAGUUCUCCGUAGACACAACUGAGGGGUCUAUUUUCAUAUUUAAUUAAGGAAUUAGAAACAGACCUCUCGAUUAAGACUAUUGAAGAAAUUCAAUUUGAGUGGCCCUUGAUUUAUGUUUUUAGGCUAGUAAUUGUUCAGUCAUACCAACAAACAACGUCACGGUCCACUCAUAAUGAAUUUAUUUGUCAUGUUACCAAACACCUACAAGCCAACUGUAAGUACAACUAAAGACAUAAUUGUAGAAUUAGAAAUUUUGUCGUUUUAUCUAAUUACGUGUAAUGUAAUUUUGAGUUUGAUUAUAUUUUUCUGUAGAAAAUUUGUUGUUGAAGUUGUUCUUUGUAUAGUCCAAAUAAUAAAACUUUGUAGUGAAUGUUCUAUCGAA